CAAGAUCGCAGCCCUGCCUUCCAGUUUGGAUGACAGAGUGAGACUCAGAAAGAACAAAACAACACAAAUCCCAGCAGACACUCCCUUGAUUAAAACCCUUCAAUGGUCUGCUCUUAGGAUUUAGUACAAACUUCUCAAUUUGGCUUUCAACACCCUGACCAUCUGUGCUCAUUCAUCCAAACCUUUUAAAAAUACAUCUUGAAACCUCAGCUCCUUUGCAUGUGCUAUUCUGCCUGGAAAACUCCUUUCCCCUCACUCUUAACCUACUGUCUCUGAGUUCUCAGGAUCUCUUCUCUCUUCCUCUAUGCCCAGACUAAAACUGGUUACCUGUUAGAUGCUGCCAUGGCACCAGGUGCCAUGGUACCUUUCUCUUAGUAAUGAAUGGUUGGUAACCAUACAUCCAUUUAUGUAAUUAUUUGAAUGCUGUCUCCUUCACUAACGUUUUUCAAGUGUCUUUGACCUUGCCCCACAAAUACCUUUUACAUUAUAUAUGAUGCUCUCUGAUACAAUUUCUGAUUUUAUUCUAUUGUGUGCAUGUACACAAAAUGCUGAUUGUAGCUUACUAGUCAGUUAUAUGACUAGAAUGUGAAAAACACUGUUCUGGAUGUAAUCUGUCUUCGGUUUUGUUCUCUGUUUUAUCUGUUACCUCUAGUCUAGGGUAGGUGUUCAAUACAUGUUAGACUUUGAACAGAAGAUACAAGUUAGAAGCAGUGGAAAAAUGAAGAUUUUGUGCUUAUCAGAUUUACUUAAUGAAUUUAAACCUCAACCUCUCAUUAGCUGUCCUUGAACAUGUUAACUUCUCUACUUUCAUCUUUGAAAGGGGGAAUUAUACCUGCUUUGCGGAGGGGACAAGUUGUCAGUACAGCGCCUAAGCAGCUGUUCAACAAAUAUUCAGUCAUGCUACUCUUCUGCUACAAGGAAACCUCCUCAUUCCUUAUCUCUGCUGCCUCCAGUAUCUGCUCCUUGCUCUCAGCCAGCUUUUCCUACUCUUGCCAAGAGGGAGAAACCAAGGAGCUCUGGUCAUCAGGUCACCAUCUGAAGGCCUGCCGAGCUGUGGCCUUCUCUCAAGAUGGGCAGAAGCUCGUUACUGUCUCCAAGGACAAAGCCAUCCAUGUUCUAGAUGUGGAGCAGGGCCGACUAGAAAGGCGUGUUUCCAAGGCUCAUAUCGCCCCCAUCAACAGUCUUCUGCUGGUGGAUGAGAAUGUUCUGGCCACUGGGGAUGACAUGGGUGGUAUCCGUCUCUGGGACCAGCGGAAGGAGGGCCCCUUCAUGGAUAUGAGGCAACAUGAAGAGUACAUCGCAGACAUGGCUCUGGAUCCAGCCAAGAAGCUGCUGCUGACAGCCAGUGGAGAUGGCUGCCUUGGUGUCUUCAACAUUAAGAGGCGUCGGUUCGAGCUGCUCUCAGAGCCUCAGUCUGGGGACCUGACCUCUGUCACUCUCAUGAAAUGUGGGAAGAAGGUGGCAUGUGGCUCCAGUGAAGGUACCAUCUACCUCUUCAACUGGAAUGGCUUUGGGGCCACAAGUGACCGCUUUGCCCUGAGAGCUGAAUCCAUUGACUGCAUGGUUCCAGUCACCGAGAGUCUGCUGUGUACUGGCUCCACCGAUGGAGUCAUCAGGGCUGUGAACAUCCUACCGAACCGAGUGGUAGGCAGUGUGGGCCAGCAUGCUGGGGAGCCUGUGGAGGAGCUGGCCCUUUCCCACUGUGGCUGCUUCCUGGCCAGUAGUGGCCAUGACCAGCGCCUCAAGUUUUGGGACAUGGCCCAGCUGAGAGCUGUGGUGGUGGAUGACUACCGUCGGCGCAAGAAAAAGGGAGGACCACUGCGGGCCCUGAGCAGCAAGGCUUGGAGCACAGAUGACUUUUUCGCAGGACUGAGGGAAGAGGCAGAAGACUUAAUGGCUCAGGAAGAGGAGGAGGAGACUGGGGAUGACAGUGACUGAGGGAAUGAACCGAUUCCUCACCAGGCAAGAGUCUUGCUUAUUGGGCUGCAUCCCCAGAGGAUAUAAAUUAUUUUUUAAAAAGAUAGGGUUUUGCUGUCAUCCA
Molecule: messenger RNA, 2041 nt
Organism: Cebus imitator (Panamanian white-faced capuchin)
Lineage: Eukaryota; Metazoa; Chordata; Mammalia; Primates; Cebidae
Gene: WDR55
Product: WD repeat domain 55
Exons: 8
Coding region: 790-1938 (382 amino acids)
Molecular function (GO): protein binding
Source: RefSeq, a predicted model, not a curated record